AAUCAUCGUGAUGGACGCCACAUAAUGUCAAUCCGAAUUGCGCAGCUGAGCAGCAGCAGCAGCAUGUCGGUGUGUUGUUCGCUGUAGUUACGUGUUGUGGAAUUGAUUUCGCAAUUAGAAGAAGUGCUAAAUUUGGAGUUCAUUGAGGUAAACGAACGGCCGUCUUUGGUGAUCCUUACAAUGUUUGGCAGUACAGACAUGUGUACACGACGGUGUAUGUAAAUCGUACUCCCACCGCGUUUGCCUGUGACGCGUUUCAUUGAUGCCGGUAAAAUUCGUGUAAAUCCUGACCUAUCUGGAAUGGAAUGUGGAGUGUCUAUUGCCGCAAAUCGAAAUGAUCUUGUGUAUUUAAUACAGUGCAAUGGUGGAGUAAACAUUAUGAUCACUCGAUCGAUAUGGUGGUAAACAUUCCGAUCAGUACAUUUUAUUCGGCGUGAGAUAUGAACAUUAUAACCAACUCUUCCUCCGAUGUGGUCAUAACGGAUUGGAGAGAUCCACUUACCUUUUUGGGAUGGUACACGUGCGCGAUUGUACAUGUAAGAACGCAAAUUUCACACAGGAAGACGCGCAUAAUAGCCGUGGACGGAUUUCGUGACUGCGCGGGCAAACUAUGAUGCACUACAAGAAGGGCAAGAACGUGGAGGAGGAACUGUCGCAGGAGCAGAUUCCGAUCGAGGUGCUGCCGGCGAACUUUCUCUGGAUGCACGUGAAGGGCGGCUCGGAUGUGAAGAAUCUGGUCGACUAUGCGAAGAAAGCGCUGGAGGAGGGAACACACCGGUCGGUCGUGUGGAGCGGCUCCGAUGGUGGUGUCGGCAAGACGAUAAGCUGUGCGGAAAUCAUGAAGCGACACUUUGAGCUGCACCAGGUGACCCGCAUCUGCUACAGGAAAGUGGAAGAGUUUUGGGACCCACAGCAGGAAGGGCUGGAGCAAAUCGUAGCCAAGCGCAACAUACCCUGCGUGCACAUUCUAAUGUCGCUGGAUGAGAUUGACCCGUCAGUGGCGGGCUAUCAGCACAGCAAGACACAGGGCGGUUUCUGGACCGGGGCGGGUCUAAGCUCGUCCGACGGUCCGCGCAAGCGGACCAAAGAGGGAGGCGAUAGGAAGGGCAACUACUUCACGGGACCUCAGCUGAAGAAAAAACCCAACCGACACUAUGAGGAAGGAAAUGGCACGCCCAGCAAUGGAGCGAAAAAGCAACAGAACAAUCAAGGCAAAGGGAAACCGCGCGGUGGUGGUGGAGGAGAUGGUGCUGCUGCUGCUGCUGCUGCGGGAAAUUCGAAGUACAAGGGUAAGCAGAACAAGGAUGGCGGCAAUCGCCGAAAGCCAAACGAUUCCGAGGUGGGUGAAAAUGGUGGUGGUGGAGGGGAAGGAUCGUCCCGGCAGGAGGGUGCUGGUGGACGAAGGGAUAAAAAGCGACCAGGGCAAGGGCGCAAGGAUAAGCAAGGCGGUGUCGAGCGAAUGGAAACGAGCGAUGAUACACCGCCGGCGAGCAAACCAAGCGGGAAGGAUGAUAACGCCGGUGGAGAUGCUCAGUAAGGAUGUUGCGCAUGUAUAAAAAUGGUUAAAAAGUA
Molecule: messenger RNA, 1572 nt
Organism: Anopheles arabiensis
Lineage: Eukaryota; Metazoa; Arthropoda; Insecta; Diptera; Culicidae
Gene: Rpp25
Product: ribonuclease P protein subunit p25-like protein
Exons: 3
Coding region: 611-1537 (308 amino acids)
Biological process (GO): tRNA 5'-leader removal
Cellular component (GO): ribonuclease MRP complex
Molecular function (GO): RNA binding
Source: RefSeq, a predicted model, not a curated record